Micropterus salmoides (largemouth bass) is the source of this 710-nucleotide messenger RNA. Its product is annotated as isotocin-neurophysin IT 1-like. The record is from RefSeq and is a predicted model, not a curated record. Bases 109 to 576 code for a protein of 155 amino acids. Gene Ontology annotation, molecular function: neurohypophyseal hormone activity. The transcript has 4 exons. NCBI's taxonomy places the organism in Eukaryota, Metazoa, Chordata, Actinopteri, Centrarchiformes, Centrarchidae. Gene Ontology annotation, cellular component: extracellular region; secretory granule.
AGCCUUGGACGUAUAUAUAAGACAUGUCAGAGACACCAAGAACAGAAGAAGCAUCCAGGAGCAUCUGAAACGAACACUUGAAAUCUACUGAUCAUCGAGAGAUUUAAAAUGACUGGAGCUGCUGUGUCCGUGUGCCUACUUUUUCUCCUGUCUGUAUGUUCAGCCUGUUACAUUUCUAACUGUCCUAUCGGUGGGAAGAGGUCCAUAAUGGAUGCACCACUGCGCAAGUGCAUGUCGUGUGGCCCCGGAGAGAGGGGCCGCUGCUUCGGCCCAAGUAUCUGCUGCGGGGAGGGCCUCGGCUGUCUGCUGGGCUCCCCAGAAACAGCUCACUGUGUGGAGGAGAACUACCUGCUCACCCCUUGCCAGUCAGGAGGGAGACCCUGUGGAUCUGAGGGCGGACGCUGCGCUGCUUCAGGGCUCUGCUGUGAUGCAGAAAGCUGCACUACAGACCAAUCCUGUCUCAAUGAGGAGGAAGGAGAUGACCAAACCAGCCUAUUGGAAGGCAGCGACCCCAGUGACAUCAUCCUCAGGCUCCUGCAUCUGGCUGGUCACACUUCUUCUCACCGAAUUCACUAAUGAGCUGCUCCUGCCACCAAGGUCUCAUGGGAAACUUUUCAGCUGUAUAGACAAAAUUGGACUUGUAGUUGUAGAUCAUAUAGUUGUAUUUCUGUUUGUCAUCAUCACUCUGAUUUUGUUCUUUUCCCCUGGAA